ACGUGUUUUUCUCGUACAUUCUCGAUCACGUGAUUCGUUCCGAGACCAGUGUGCGACAGAAUUUGAUGAAAAAAACACCAUGUCAGGUUCAGGAAUUGCGCUUGGUCGUCUAGCAGAAGAGAGAAAAGGAUGGAGAAAGGACCAUCCAUUUGGUUUUGUUGCCAAGCCAGUAAAGAAUGCAGAUGGUACAAUGAAUCUACUGAACUGGGAAUGUAAGAUCCCAGGAAAGAAAGGGACGCCAUGGGAGAAUGGACUUUACACGCUCAGAAUGCUUUUCAAGGAGGACUAUCCCAGUACACCCCCAAAAUGUAAAUUUGAGCCUCCACUGUUCCACCCGAAUGUGUAUCCAUCAGGAACAGUGUGUUUGUCCUUGCUGGAUGAGGAGAAGGACUGGAGGCCAGCUGUUACAAUAAAACAGAUACUAUUAGGGAUUCAGGAGCUACUGAACGAGCCAAACAUCAAGGACCCUGCUCAGGCUGAAGCAUACACCAUUUACUGCCAGGACCGAUGCCAGUAUGAGCAGAGAGUGAAGGAACAGAGCAUGAAGCACCGAGAUCAUCAGUUGGGGCACUGAGAUGUGGUCAACUCACUGCUGCAACAGUUGCUGUGUUCUCUCACAAUUACCAGAUGUAUUUUUGACACAGCCCUCUCCAAGCAUCUGUAAGAGGCUAACGAUUAUAAGAUACUCAACCUCAUUCUACCAACAUCUUGCACAAAUGACGGACUUAAUUGGCGGCAUGAUUUAGCCUUUUAUAUUUUUUAAGUUGGUUUUUAAACUUUUUGUCCCAAAAGUCAAUGUGGUUAGUCAGAGAAAAAAAAUCAACUUCUAGAUUAGCACUUAAACGGAUGAAUGAAAUAAACUUCGAGAUCACACCAUCACAGAAGAAUAAUUGCGAAACAAUACCUAGAGAAAACUUUUUUUGUUGUUGUUAAAAUAAUUUUUUUAUUCAUACAUAUAUUAUUCACCAUUUCUUACAAACAGCAGUGAUAAAACAUUGUGUAUGUUUUCCAUUUCACCUAAUUGUGAAACAAUUAGCCAAAAUACUUUUGUCAAUAUUAUUAUUUUUUUCUUUCUAAUUUCAUUUUUUGUUGUUGGUCAGUGUUGUAAACUAACUGGAAAAAAGAUAAAGCCUUAGGUUGAAAGGAUUCAAAUUUGCCUGCUUUAGAGACUAGGCAUUAAUUGAAGGAUUGGCAUUAGAAGAAAUAUGACAGACACUCCAAGAUCCUUUAUUUAAGCAAUUUAGUUUAUCAGAGGAUUAAUGAAUUUUGUUUUGUUUGUCCCUUCAAAUAAUAGAGAAACAAGUCAUGUCAUUUUAGUUUUAUCAAAUCUGUGGUAUGCAUUUAAUGCACGAGUUGAUGCGUGUUUCAAUAUUACAUGAUGCGAUGUGCACUUAAACUGCAUCGAUGAAGGUUAUGUUGCAUUUUAGAUUCUCAAGUAACAUUUCUAAAUUUAAUUUUAGAAUUUUUGUUUCAAUCAAGUGUUGAAGAAGAAUGUUUAUUUGUGUUUUAUUAUAAUUAUUAUUAUUAUUUUAGUAAUAGUAUUGUUUACAAGCAUUUAUACCCUCUUGUCUCAUGUACAUUACAUCCUAUCAAUAGAAAAAAACAUAGAAAGACUUUUCAAGGCAUAUUACAGCUCAAGUAGAGUCAGUAUGUAUUGUCUUAAUCUCAUACAAUGACAUGCUACCUUGGAUUAAUAAUACGUCCCACAAGGGACGAUAUUCUGGUCGUUUUUAGAUGUUUCAUUGUCAUUGGAUUCCUUCUGACCUGUAGCUGUCAUGAAGAUUUUGUUUUAGAUUAUUUAUCAUAUUAGCAUAUUUUCUUGAAACAGACAGGACAUGAUGACUGCAUUCAUAAACACCCCCAAAUCAUGGACCAUGCUUCAUUGCAAAGAAGUUUCAACUGAAAAGGAAAAUAUCCAUUCUCAUCGGUGUGCGUUAGAAUAUCCACAUAACCAAAUGACAGACAUAACAAGGCAAUGCGUGAAAGUUAACAGGUUCUUGUCCCAGCCCUUACCGUAUAUCGCUGUGUAUAAGGCGACCCCACGUAUAAGACGACCCCCCUGUAACCCUGUAUGUUCAAAGGUUAAGGGGGUCCCUAGAUUCAAACAGUAAAGGGUCCAACCUCAGGGACCCCAGGACCAUCAUAAUUCGAACGCUGGGUUGCUUAAAAGGGAGGUGGUUAAGGAUGAUUAUCUUGUGAAUUUUACUGGUCCUAACAUUACAUUACCAGACUCAAUAGCAUUUGUUUCCACAUAUAUACCAGCGAUUCUUUUUAUGAACAGAUGAAGCGUAUGCACUUUGUUCUCUAAUUAAAUGCCAUCUUCCCAAGACAAGAGUGUCCUCUAGCCUGUAUCAAAGUCUAAGGCCACACUUUUUAAAUUUUGUUUCAUGAAUUUAUCCCAGCUUUUCCACACAAGGUCGGUAGAAAUAAAAAUAAAUAUACAGGGAUGAGAAUCUUCGAAAAAAAAUGCGAAUUUUAGUGGCCACAAAUUUGUUAAAAUUUGAUGGCUUCCCCCAUAAACACCCCCAAAUUAUGGACCACGCUCCAUUGCAAAGAAGUUUCAGCUGAAAAGGAAAUUAUUCAUUCUCAUCCCUGAAUAUAUAUAGCAAUGUCAAUCAUUAAAAGUCACUCUGCGAUGGAGUUAAAACUGCAAACGGCCUCUUGAAUCACUGAUAGUGAUGUAGACAUGGAAUUUUAUACAUAACAUUUUUUAUUGUAUUAGGACUAUAUUACCAGCGGGCGACAUAACAUAAAAAUAAAAAAUGUGUGGGCUAAUUUGAUAUAGGCUACUAGAUGCUCUUGCCUUGUGAAUGGUGUUAAGUGCAUGCUCAUCUCGCUCCCUACAUCUUUAUUCAGUACGCGUUGACGUAACUUGUGUCAUUCACAUUUGUGUUGUUGGUUGCAUAUUGUUGACAUUAUCACAUCAUUGUGCCCUAAGGCAAGUUAAAUUCCUUCGGUAAUGUUUGUUUCUGCUCUAGCUUGACAGACAUUUCUGUAAUGAUCCUUAACCCAGUUUUCUUUCUGUAUUUUCUCAUCUUCCCGAGGCGAGUGAGUGGAAACUGGCCUUUAUAGCCAGUUAACACCCUUGCCUCGGGAAGAAGGUAUUUUCUUUCUGUUUUGCUUGGAUAUUGUGACGUUAUAAAUGUAACUUAAACAUGAGCCUCUAUCUGUGUGUCUCCGAACAGACUAAAAUGCUGAAAGAUAUUUCCUAAAAAAUCCAUGUAAAUAUUCAUUUGUGAAUUUUUAUUUGAACUGGCUGAAAAAUAUAACAAAAUAUUUUAUCUACUGUUCUUUCUCGUGAUGUUCUAGUCCACAUGGUACUUGAGUACUGGUCCGUAUUUAAGAGUCCUGGUGCACUUUCCGUGGUAAGACCUGUUUUAUUACAAUAAUUGAUUAACAAUCAGAUCAUCUUGAAUGGGCACUGACAUUAUGUUUGAAGCAAAUGCAAGUGAUAUGAGAGGUGGAAUCUGAUUGGUCAAUAGGAGGGACAUAGAAGGGACAUAACUUGUAAUAGCCACUGGUUGCACUACAAUCAAGCAACAAUGAUUCAGCCUUGUUCAGCAAGGGUGGAAAUCAGACUUUUACACUCAGUUAACUUCCUUGAUUCAAGAAGAUGCAACAAACUAUGUCGUAAGAGGCGACCAAAUGGAUCGGUUGUCAGGCUCGAUGACUCGUGUCCUCAAACCCGUUGGCAUGGAUUGUUGCUCACAUUAUCAAUGACUGGAUUCUCUGGUCCAGACUCAAUUGUUUACAGGCCGCCAUCAUAUAGCUGGAAUAUUGCAAUGUGUGACAUUUAACAACAAACAAACACUCUGAUCCACAUUUGGUGACAGUGUUUUACCAUACUAUUAUGGUAAUGAUGUAAGAUUCUACUUGGUGUAGCAAGUCGUAUUAAAGCUCCUCUGAAAAUGUGAUUUGUAUUAAUUUAGAAACUGGUCAUUUACAAUGGGGGAGGUUAGUGAGAUUAGGAGGGGUCCUAAGACCAAUCUCACUCCCACCCCUAUAAUAAAUGACUAGUCCCUUAUUUAUUGUUUUGUCUAUAGUUCUAAUGUUUAUUUCAGUUUCUAUUAUUAUGUUACAAAGGUCCUACUUUGUAUUUAGAAGACAACUUCUUACGUUAAGUUAUUUUGGCUAUAUUGUAUCGAUUAUAAAACAUGCAAUAAAACAUAACACACAAAGUAAAACAGUGCAAUACCAAGUACCAAGGUAGACAUUCAACAUAAUAGUCAGAAAGUAGGAAAUAUAAAAAAUUUAAAAAUAGUCAAAAAAUCAGAAUGAAUAGACCUUGUUUGCAAGUGAUGCUGCUGUUAAUCCUUGUGGGAAGUGUGAGUAAUUUUAUUCCCUUACUCUAGAGGCCUACAAGACACAUUGAAAAACCAACUCCACUGAUUUCAGCAAAUCAGAAGUUAAGAUGUUCUGCCUACUGUUGAUAUUUGUUUUUUUGUAAAUAGUUGUAUUUAAUGUUAAUUGUUUUGUUGAAAACUUCUAUGUGUGGGAUUUACCCCCCCCCUUUACGUGCAUGCAAUACCGACAAUCUACAGUCAGUGCUUUGAAGUUUUCCAGUGUAUCAAGAAAUCUCAUUUUCCAUUUUUAUGAUUAAGGAACUUCCAAGGAGUCAAUUUUGAGUGCAACAAUACCUUUUUGUAACACUGUUGUACUGCUUUGAUUUGUUAUUUAGUUUCAGAUAUGAGAUGGACAGGACCUAAAUAGUAUUUUCUAAGCAAUGAUUAACUAUAAAAGAAUUGAAUAAAAAAUAUGUCCAUUUUCAGUUGAAAUGAUCAAAUGUAUCUUAACAUUUAUGAUUUAUUUGUACAGAUGUACAUUUGAAUAAACUAUCAAACUAUAAA
This is a messenger RNA of Haliotis rufescens (red abalone), 4847 nucleotides long. Its product is annotated as SUMO-conjugating enzyme UBC9-B-like. The record is from RefSeq and is a predicted model, not a curated record. The transcript has 7 exons. NCBI's taxonomy places the organism in Eukaryota, Metazoa, Mollusca, Gastropoda, Lepetellida, Haliotidae. Gene Ontology annotation, cellular component: nucleus. Gene Ontology annotation, molecular function: SUMO conjugating enzyme activity. Gene Ontology annotation, biological process: protein sumoylation. Bases 80 to 574 code for a protein of 164 amino acids.